AUGCUCUGCCACGCUACCGAUCGGGUUUCACUCAAGCACACUGCUCCAGAGCCGCUGUUCAAUGGCGAUUAUGGCACCGGACCACCCUCGGACCUAGCACUGAAUUAUCUCAUCUGGGCGACUGCCUCCGCCAGACCUUCGAUCUUUACAAUCAUCCAAUCCCUACCCAUUGAGGUCCAAGACAUAAUACUCAACUACUCAUCCGUAGGCACAGUACUAGCUGCUAAACUCGGCUGCAUGCUUGGCUUGGGAUCCCCAUUCUCGUGGAAAGAUGGCCCACUAAAGGUUACGUUGGAGGAAAGGUACGUAAUUCGGCCUUCGGGAUCCUCUGUCGAGUCCCAGGUCUGGUUCGGUGAGCACAAGAGCGGUAUAUUCUAUUUAGCACGAGCAGAAUAG
Molecule: messenger RNA, 396 nt
Organism: Alternaria atra
Lineage: Eukaryota; Fungi; Ascomycota; Dothideomycetes; Pleosporales; Pleosporaceae
Exons: 1
Coding region: 1-396 (131 amino acids)
Source: RefSeq, a predicted model, not a curated record